Molecule: messenger RNA, 624 nt
Organism: Haemonchus placei
Lineage: Eukaryota; Metazoa; Nematoda; Chromadorea; Rhabditida; Trichostrongylidae
Source: the annotation of a GenBank genome assembly
AUGUUCACACGGGAACUGAAUGAAGUUUGGAGGGACAAAAACGAGGCGCGGCUGGCAAAUCUGGAAAAUCUAAGCGCGGAAAAUCGUCUCGUUCAAGCCGCAGCAAGUCUCGAAGAAGCAAGAGUAGCAGAAGCAGAAGGUCGAAGAGGUCUAAGCGAUCUAGGCGCAGCAAGAAGAGGGGCAGGGGCAGCAAGUCCUCACGAAAGACGAGAUUCUGGCUCCCGCAGGUCGAGCAGAAGCGGUAGGGCAUCUGGUCCAUCUCUUCCAGCUAAACCAUCAGAACUACGUGUGGAGCCUUGCGAGCUAAGCUACAAGGCCAUCGGUGGUUUGAAGGGAGUGAACGUUGUCAACGACACCCAGGAGCGCAGGUUCUUCAAGGUAAAUAAUGGGUUCAUUGUGAAAUGCUCGGAUAAUAUGUUGUAUCGUGUGAAUCCUGUGUUCGGAGUGGUUGAGCCUGGCAAAUCGUCGAGAAUCGACAUUCUGCGGCAAAACGGUGGUGCUAAGAUUGAUAAGAUUGUCCUCGUCACAACUAAAGCGGAGGAAGGUGAGACGCCGUCACGCGAUGUGUUCAAUCAGGGAAGAAAUACGGAAAUGAUGGUGUUGCCAUUGCUGGUGCAGGAAUAA